Ylistrum balloti is the source of this 2959-nucleotide messenger RNA. RefSeq names its product alpha-1,3-mannosyl-glycoprotein 4-beta-N-acetylglucosaminyltransferase C-like. Gene Ontology annotation, molecular function: acetylglucosaminyltransferase activity. The transcript has 4 exons. Gene Ontology annotation, biological process: protein N-linked glycosylation. Bases 1 to 1440 code for a protein of 479 amino acids. The record is from RefSeq and is a predicted model, not a curated record. NCBI's taxonomy places the organism in Eukaryota, Metazoa, Mollusca, Bivalvia, Pectinida, Pectinidae.
AUGCGGCGGUCACGGAGUCGGAUGCUAAGUCUCGUGGCUGGAAUUACCGUAGUUGCGUUGGUGUUACAAGUUCUUAUUCUUUACCGUAGUGAUGUUUACCAGCACUACCGUGAACCACUCGGAUCCAAACGCUACAUCAGUGAUGGGGACCCGGUCAGCCAAAGGGAACCAGUGAAGGCCCGUUUGUCAGGAAUCGAAUCUCUCGCCGGUGACUGGAGACAAGAGGCAACCAUUUUCCCCACGGGGAACUUGACAAAUCGUAUGUUGACGAUCGGUAUUCCAACAAUUGAACGACAAAAAGGUUCCUACUUUUUCCAGACGUUGGAGUCUCUAUUCAAUUAUACUACAAAUGCCGAGUUAACGGAUAUGUACAUUGUUGUCUUCCUUGCUGACUUUAAUGAUGAAUGGAAGAAAAAUAUGUCCGAAACACUGAAACAGAAGUACCCAAAUCAUAUCCAAUCAGGCUUGCUACAGGUCAUACAGGCACCACAAACCUUCUACCCUUCGUUAACAAAUCUACAACAUACCUAUAACGACCCAGAAGAGAAACGAAAGUGGCGUUCAAAGCAGAACGCCGAUUAUGCAUUUUUGUUUAUGUACAGCCAGCCAUUAUCGACCUAUUACAUGCAGCUAGAAGAUGACGUUUACACCGUACCUGGGUAUAUGCAGAGCAUUAGUGAUCGUAUUAUAAAUGAGUCAGAAGGAUGGGUGUGUCUGGAAUUUUCGGAAUUAGGAUUCAUAGGAAAAUUGUUUCAUUCUAAAGAUUUGGAAAAAUUAGCGAAAAUGACUAUAUUGUUCUAUGAAGAACAACCAGUAGAUUUCACAUACUUGUAUUUCAAUAUAUUAAUGUUACAAUUUCAAAGACGGAUAAUCCAUCCGACGUUGUUUCAACAUAUUGGUGUACAAUCAUCACUUCCUGGGAAAAUUCAGCCAUUAAAAGACAGAUUUUUUGAUGUCAUGAAAAAACAGCUUAAUGGAGAAAAUCCGCCAGCAAAAGUUUUCACAACCAUAGAAACUAUGCCAGAAUUUCCACCAAAUAUGGCAUAUGAUUCGAUCGAUGGUUAUUUUUGGACCCACGUGGCACCUAGAAAUAAAGACACUAUAACAGUUGUGUUCAACACACCGCAGCAUAUUGACAAAGUAAUUAUUGAUACCGGGUCGAAAGAACACCCGACUGACCGUCUAGAGCAUGGCAAGCUAGAAGCCAGUCUUAGUCUGGUCGAAAAAACAGACACACACGCGGUGUGUACAAAUGACAUUUUUCUUGGAACAUUUCAGAAUGGAAUGGUAAAAGUGACAGAUUUAGGGAAAAAACUUGGCCCGUUUACAGUCCAAUGUCUUCGUGUGACAGUGACUGAGGAUCAAGCAUUUUGGCUGAUUGUCCGUGAGAUAGCCGUGUUUACCAGUAAAACAAAAGACGUUGAAAAUAAGCCUCAAUAAGCCAAUCGAUGUCACAUACAUGUAGUUAGGUCAUUAGUAUUAAUCCUCUCAUGUCGUUACUUAUGCUUCAUCCAAUUUUCAUCAUUGUCCUUACUGCUCUUCUAUGAUGUUACUUCAGUUGUCUUCAUACUUUCAACUCAACCUUGUCCGAAAGGUCCGUCCACUUUUCAUGAACUAUUUAGUUGAUUUUGACAUUAUUUAGUCUGAAGCAUCUUUGUGGGAAGAGCACUCAAUUUUGAGUAAACAGUGGGUCUCGGCCUGCAGGUUCUGAGGGAAUGAGCUAUAAAGUGAGAUAAUUUCUAAUUCUUUUGAGUCUUUUUUCUUCAUGUUUGUCCCAAUUUGGUCUGAAGCACCCUCGUGUGGAGAGGGCUCACCUCUGUAUAAACGAGGGGAGGAAGGGAACGAUUCCACAGCGAAUGAAUGGUAGGUCAGUUAGAAUCAUAGAGGAAGCUAUUUUAAAUCUCUUUUCUCUUUAGGAUAACGGUAAUACUACCAAAUAUGGUCAUGAGUAUCAUUAGAUAAAUGGGAUGUAAAAUAAUUCUUUAAAUUCACCUUCUAGGAUUAAUUCGCCACUAUGCUUGUAAUUUGAAUGUUUUGAGGCGAUUGCUGAUAUGUCCAGGUGAAUGAUAGAAGCUGUAGGUUCUAUGGAUCUCUUGUUCCUUUAAUGCGAUAUGAACAGAACGUUUAUCAUUUUUUUUUUUUUAAGAUUUUCUACAACAGCGUAACUCCGCCAGUCUUUAUUCUUUGGCGAAUUGGAAUGUUUAGCAAAAUGUUGUUUAAUAGGUGUGUAAUGAGGAUUAAAUUAACAAAUUAACAAACAAUGGACUUUGAUCGCCAGUAAUGAUGCGCCAAUAUCGGAUACAGUAUAAAAAAUACUGGCUUACCGUUUACCAGCCAAUCACACUAAAGUCUUCACAUUUUUUUCUGAAUUUGUCGUCAAAGGGAUUCACAUUAUUAGUACGCACCAACAACAUAAUCUGGAGUAAAAAUACAAAUAUGUUUCGUACCCUACAAAACUUAACUUAUACAGACAACAAUCUAACCGGUAGGUGGAACUUACUCUGUCCCAUCUGUGGUCUCAUUAAAUCUUCUUUGUAUGACCAUCUAUUUGUCUCGAUGUCCUAAGUUUCCUCAUAGGGUUCUUGGUUACUAGGGUAGAGUCCCUUUUUGGCUUGCGAAGAUGCGACUUUUAAAAGUGGAUGUUUUACUGCUCGAGGUUUGUUGUAAUACUGCGCGUUGGGCCAUGAUUCCGGAAGAGGUUUUAAAUCUUCCUUUUGGGAUAUCGUUUCCUCUGCAACAAAAACACACUACUUUUCCACAGCGCCAUGCUCUGUACAAGAAACAUGUUAUAUAAGUUCAUAAAUGAUAAGUCACAGGGAAGACUCGAUAUGUGUUUUUAUGACUAUUUCGAUGACUGCAAGCGCAAUCCCCACUAAAAAACAUGGAACAUUAUGUAUUCGGAUUCGUUUGUAUAUAAUGAGCUCAUUAAAACUAUUUAAAGUGUCUUAAACAGAAUGAA